Molecule: messenger RNA, 2935 nt
Organism: Erinaceus europaeus (western European hedgehog)
Lineage: Eukaryota; Metazoa; Chordata; Mammalia; Eulipotyphla; Erinaceidae
Gene: TXNRD2
Product: thioredoxin reductase 2
Exons: 18
Coding region: 68-1636 (522 amino acids)
Biological process (GO): cell redox homeostasis; cellular response to oxidative stress; glutathione metabolic process
Cellular component (GO): mitochondrion; cytosol
Molecular function (GO): flavin adenine dinucleotide binding; thioredoxin-disulfide reductase (NADPH) activity; glutathione-disulfide reductase (NADPH) activity
Source: RefSeq, a predicted model, not a curated record
GUCAGCUCUCCGCCUGCUCAGGCAGAGCCGCGGGCAGCCCCAGCCCUCCGCGAGGCCCCGCACAGCGAUGGCGGCUUUGGCAGCGGUGCUGCAGUCCCGGAGCCUGGGCUUCCCGUGGCUGCUGCGGACCUGGGCAGGCGGGGCGCGGGGCGCGGCGAGGGGCGCAGCAGCAGGGCUGCACGACUAUGACCUCCUGGUGAUUGGAGGGGGAUCUGGUGGCCUGGCCUGCGCCAAGGAAGCUGCUCAGCUGGGCAGGAAGGUGGCUGUGGUGGACUAUGUGGACCCUUCUCCUCGAGGCACCAGGUGGGGUCUCGGUGGCACCUGUGUGAAUGUUGGCUGCAUUCCCAAGAAACUAAUGCACCAGGCAGCGCUACUGGGGGGCAUGAUCCAAGAUGCCCGCAACUACGGUUGGGAGGUGGCCCAGCCCAUUCUACAUGACUGGAGGAAGAUGGCAGAGGCUGUGCAAAACCAUGUGAAAUCCCUCAACUGGGGUCACCGAGUCCAGUUGCAGGACAGGAAAGUCAAGUACUUUAACAUCAAGGCCAGCUUUGUCGACCAGCACACUGUUCGUGGUGUCACAAAAGGAGGGAAAGAGACUCUGCUCUCGGCGGAACACAUUGUCAUUGCUACUGGAGGGCGGCCGAAGUACCCCGCACAUAUUGAAGGUGCCUUGGAAUAUGGAAUUACAAGUGAUGACAUCUUCUGGCUGAAGGAAUCCCCUGGAAAGACGUUGGUGGUCGGGGCCAGCUAUGUGGCCUUGGAGUGUGCCGGCUUCCUCACUGGGAUCGGGUUGGACACCACUGUCAUGAUGCGCAGCAUUCCCCUCAGAGGCUUCGAUCAGCAAAUGUCUGGCCUGGUGACAGAGCACAUGGUAGCUCACGGCACUCGGUUCCUGAAGGGCUGUACAGCCUCUAGAGUGGAGAGGCUGCCCAGUGGCCAGCUACAGGUCACCUGGAAGGACUUGGCCUCUGGCAAGGAGGACAUGGGCACCUUUGACACUGUCCUGUGGGCAAUAGGUCGAAUUCCAGAAACUCGAAGUCUGAAUUUGGAGAAAGCUGGAGUCAACACCAAUCCUGACAAUCAGAAGAUCUUGGUUAACACCCAGGAAGCCACCUCUGUCCCCCACAUCUAUGCCAUUGGAGAUGUGGCAGAGGGACGACCAGAGCUGACCCCCACAGCAAUAAUGGCAGGGAAACUGUUGGCCCAGCGGCUCUAUGGUCAGUCUGCAGACUUGAUGGAUUAUGACAACGUUCCCACAACUGUCUUUACCCCGCUGGAGUAUGGCUGCGUGGGGCUAUCUGAGGAGGAGGCUGUGGCUCGCCAUGGAGAUGACCAUGUGGAAGUUUAUCAUGCGUAUUACAAACCGCUGGAGUUCACAGUGGCUGAACGUGAUGCCUCCCAGUGUUACAUAAAGAUGGUGUGCCUGCGGGAGCCCCCACAGCUGGUGCUGGGCCUGCACUUCCUAGGUCCCAACGCAGGCGAAGUUACUCAGGGAUUUGCUCUGGGGAUCAAGUGUGGGGCUUCCUACACACAAGUGAUGCAGACAGUGGGCAUCCACCCCACCUGUGCCGAGGAGGUGGCCAAGCUGCGCAUCUCCAAGCGCUCAGGUCUAGACCCCACCGUGACGGGCUGCUGAGGCUAAGCCGCCAUCCCUGCCGGGCCUGGGACAUGCCGUCCACCUGCUACCCCACAUCCAGGUUCAUCGGAGGCUCAGGUCCAGAUACAAACAGAGAGGGAAAGAUAGACUCCACAGCACUGCUCCACCACUUGAACAGCUUUCCCUGUACAGAAAGUGUGGUGCCAGAGGCUUGGACUCUGUAUACAGCUCAACUGGGUGAGCUAUCUCCCAGCCCCACCCCCUUUUUAUGUAGGGUACUAGAGCCUUGUAUGUACAUCAUAGCACUACUCCCAACCACCAACUUAUUUUUAAUUGCCACCAAUGUUAUCUCUGGGGCUCGGUGCCUGCACAAUGAAUCCAUGGCUUCCAGUGGCCAUUUUGCUUCAUUUCAUUUUUUUUUUCUUUUCUUUUCUUCACUUGAUAGGACAGAGGGAAAUUGAUUGGGGAAGACUGGAGGGAGAGAGAAAAAUAGACACCAAGAGCCAGGUAGUGGUACACUUGAUUAGGCAAACACAUUGUCAUGCACAAGGACCCAAGUUUGAGCCCCUACUCCCCCUUGUGGGGGGGGUGCUUCAUGAAUGGUGAAGCAGGUCAGCAGGUGUUUCUCUUUCUCUCUUUCUCUCUAUUUUCCCCUCCCCUUUCAAUUGCCCUCUGCCCUAUCAAAUGAAAUAGAAAGGGGAAAAGAAGAAAGAAAAAAAAAAAGGCUGCCGGGAGUGGCAGAUUUGUAAUGCCAUCCUCGAGCCCCGGUGAUAACCCUGGUGGCAGUAAAAAAUAAUAAUAGUGGUCCAGGAGGUGGCGCAGUGGAUAAAGCAUCGGACUCCCAAGCAUGAGGUCCUGAGUUCAAUCCCUGGCAGCACAUGUACCAGAGUGAUGUCUAGCUCUUUCUCUCUCCACCUAUGUUUCUCAUUAAUAAAUAAAUAAAAUCUUUUAAAAAUAUAAUAAUAACAAUAAUAAAACAAAAUGUUAGAGAGAGAGAGGGAGAGAGAGAGAGAAAGCACUGCUUUACCACAUGUGAAGCUUCCACCCUACAGGUGGGAACCAAGGGUUUGAACCCUGAUCUUUGCAUAUGGUAACAUGUGCACUCAACCAGGUGCUCCAUCACAUAGUCCUUGUCAAUGAUUUUUUCAUUCAUUGUAUUCUAGAUAGACAGCAAUAGAGAGAGAGAGAUACCAUAGUACACACAGUUCCACCAACCGUGGUCUCUCCCUUGUUGCUAUGGUGUUCCCAUGUGAUUCUGGGGCUUGAAUCCAGGACUUUAUGGGUGUUAAGAUUCUACAGGAUGAGUUCUCUCCCUGCUUCUGACCCUCCCCUUCAUUC